GUUGCCCUGUUUCAGUCCUUGUAGCGGAAGCGGCUGAGUGCAGUAGUCGGGGGACCUGUCUGGGAUCGGAAGGUCGGGGACUUCUCCGGCACUACCGGAGCGCAGGCUGCUUUUGUCCCAGGUUCCGCGGGCACAAUGAACCACGACACCGAGGUGGACAUGAAGGAGGUGGAGCUGAACGAGGUGGAGACUGAGAAGCAGCCGAUGAACGCGGCGUCGGGGGCAGCCGUGGCCGUGGUGAUGGCUGGCGGCGCCGAGAAGAACGGUCUGGUGAAGAUCAAGGUGGCUGACGACGAGGCGGAGGCGGCCAAGUUCACGGGCCUGUCUAAGGAGGAGCUGCUGAAGGUGGCGGGCAGCCCCGGCUGGGUGCGCACCCGCUGGGCACUGCUGGUGCUUUUUUGGCUUGGCUGGCUGGGCAUGUUGGCAGGCGCCGUGGUCAUCAUCGUGCAGGCACCACGCUGCCGCCAGCUGCCCACGCAGAGGUGGUGGCACAAGGGUGCCCUCUACCGCAUCGGUGACCUUCAGGCCUUCCAGCCCGGCGAGGCGGGCAACCUAGCUGGCCUGACUGAGCAUCUGGAUUACCUAAGCACCCUGAAGGUGAAGGGCAUUGUGCUGGGCCCAGUUCACAACAACCAGAAGGAUGAUUUGGCUGGGACCAACUUGCAGGAAAUUGACCCUACUUUUGGCUCCAAGGAAGAUUUUGAAAGUCUCCUGCAUUCGGCCAAAAAAAAGAGCAUCCAGGUCAUUCUGGACCUCACUCCCAACUAUAGGGGCCAGAACUCGUGGUUUCUCCCUACUGAGGUUGGCACUGUGGCCACCAAGAUGAAGGAUGCUCUGCGGUUUUGGUUGCAGGCUGGUGUGGAUGGGUUCCAGGUUCGGGAUGUGGAAAAUCUGACGGAUGCAUCUUCAUUCUUGGCUGAGUGGCAGAACAUUACCCAGGGCUUCAGUGAAGAUAGGCUCUUGAUUGCAGGGACUGACUCCUCCGACCUUCAGCAGAUCCUGAAGUUGCUCGACUCCACCAGGGACCUGUUGUUGACUAGCCCAUACUUGUCAAGCCCAGGCUCUACUAAAGAGCAUACAAAACUCCUGGUCACCCAAUAUUUGAAUGCUACUGGCAAUCACUGGUGCAGCUGGAGUUUGUCUCAGGUUGGUCUCCUGACUUCGUUUGUGCCGGCUUCCCUUCUCCGACUCUACCAGCUGCUGUUCUUCACCCUGCCAGGGACCCCCAUUUUUAGCUACGGAGAUGAGAUCGGCCUGGAGGCGGCUGCUGUUCCUGGACAGCCUACGGAGGCCCCAGUCAUGCUGUGGGACGAAUCCAGCCUCCCCAACACCUCUGGGUCAGUAAGCACCAACAUGACUGUGAAGGGCCAGGAUGGAAACCCUGGUUCCCUCCUCUCCCUGUUCCGGCGGCUGAGUGACCUGCGGGGCAAGGAGCGCUCCUUGCUGCAUGGGGACUUCCACGCACUCUCCUCGGGGCCUGGCCUCUUCUCCUAUGUCCGUCAGUGGGACCAGAAUGAACGGUUCCUGGUAUUGCUCAACUUUGGGGACCUGAGAGUUCCAGCCAAGUUGGGUACUGCCAGCCUCCCUGACAGUGCCAGCCUACCAGCCACGGCUGAGCUCCUGCUCAGCACCGAGCCAGGCCGGAAGGAGGGCGUCUUCCUUGAGCUGCAACAACUGAACCUAGAGCCCAGUGAGGGGCUGCUGUUCCGCUUCCCCUAUGUGGCCUGACAGCCAGCCUGAUCAGGACCCCUUUCUCCUUCCUUCCCGGGCCCUCUUUUUUUUUUUUAUUGUCACAGAUGAUAAAUGAUCCUCAAAGUAGUAGGGUGUUUUCUGGCUUCAAAUAAAAGUCACCCUUGCUUGGU
This is a messenger RNA of Loxodonta africana (African savanna elephant), 1862 nucleotides long. It is a transcript of the gene SLC3A2, whose product is annotated as solute carrier family 3 member 2. The transcript has 9 exons. Gene Ontology annotation, biological process: L-alanine import across plasma membrane; phenylalanine transport; L-leucine import across plasma membrane. NCBI's taxonomy places the organism in Eukaryota, Metazoa, Chordata, Mammalia, Proboscidea, Elephantidae. Bases 136 to 1728 code for a protein of 530 amino acids. The record is from RefSeq and is a predicted model, not a curated record. Gene Ontology annotation, cellular component: basolateral plasma membrane; apical plasma membrane. Gene Ontology annotation, molecular function: L-leucine transmembrane transporter activity; L-alanine transmembrane transporter activity; aromatic amino acid transmembrane transporter activity.